CAGAACAGAAUGAGUUAUCAGAAGUUUUACACGAAUCCCAUCCACUCCAGCUCCCUGCUUUGUCAGCUGGCCUCGAUGUGGAAAAAUGAUAUAAUGUGUGAUGCUGUCAUACGAGCCGGCACAGUCAACACAAAGGCUCAUAGAGUGGUUAUGAUGGCAGCAUGCCCUAUGCUGCAGUCGAUGGAGCAUGCAGCAUCAGGAUCCCAGCUAGAGAUUCGACUGUCCCCCGAUAUAAAGCAGCAGUCUGUACUGUCAUUCCUACAGUACCUAUACGAGGGCUUUAUUAUGAUAACAGAGGACAACUACAGAGAUAUUGAGAAGAUAGGGCGUCUCUUACAAGUGGACAGUGUUAUCAAGUGCUGCGCUGAUUUUUGUAAGAGUCUGGUGGACCAAGUUGGUACAUUGUCCAGCAGAGACCAGUACCGCUAUUCCUUCUGUGAUAUGAUUGAGUUCCGUCAUGUCCGCACCUCAGAAUUACACAGAACCAUGCCAGACACUCAGGUCAAAAGGUCACAUGAUCUGUCUCACAAUUCGUAUGUGAAGAAAACUAAAAGAAGACACAACAGCAGUCAGAUGACAACCACCACAAGUAACUAUGGCAACAUAUCUGACCAGUCAAAGAGUCUCCAGGUUGGAGAUGUUCUACAGGACAGUUUAGAGCUGGUACAGACAGAGCCAGGAGAUAGGGGAGGAUCAUGUCUGAGUGUAGGGGUGGGGGUGGUCAGUCACAGUGAACCUAAUAAAGAGACCAGUGUCGUGACCCCCACGGAGGAGUGUUGCGACAGUGCUACUACAUGUACUCAGCCUUCAGUGUCUUUAUCCUCCUCUUCAGUGCAUUCUAGAACACCAGUUUCCUCCUCAGCUAAAACUCCUGCUACCUCCACUGCAACACCAAACAGUAAUGAGGAGACCCCUCCUCCAGAUAUCAGUGAACAAACUCUGGUGAGAGCUAGUGAUCAGGAGUCGGAGUCCUGUGGUCCCAAUAAAUACACAGGAUUAAAGUCACAAAGGUCAGAGUCUGGGAAUCAACUUGGUCUUGAUCUGAGCAUUGUUAAGGUGGAAUCUGGGACUGUAGACCAAGAGAGACACCAACUAUUGGAGCAAGAGCAGGUGGCUUCAGAGUACAGGGACACUGGUCAGCCACAGAGGUCAAAGUCAUCAGAGAUCAUGGACACAGGUCAACAGCUUAACACUAGAAGGUCAUCUGUCGAAUCAGCUCAGAGAAAGUUAGACAGUGACACUUCACAGAAUUUCAGGUGUAACUCUGGGAUACAAAGGCAUUCAGAUAAUCCGCCCCCCUCUACACAGGUGACUCACGAUAACUACCUCCCGGAACAGCAGCUAGUGGUGGAUCACAGAAACUAUCCUCAGAGAAUUAACCAACAAGGUAAACAGUCCAGGUCUCAUGCAGUCUCCACAAAUCCAUACACCACCUUACCAGUAACCACCUCUCUCUUUCUACCUCCAAUAUCUGCAUUAUCCUCCCUCGUACCACCUCCCAUCGCCCACCACCUAGUCACCACAAAACCACCGCCCUCGUGUCUAAUUGACCUAUCAGAGGACAGGAAGGAGAACGGUAGACAUUCUGGGGAUAGUCAGCCCCCCGCGGUCCACAAACUGAUGUACAUCCCCAACAGGAAGCCGUGUACCUGGUGUCAGAUCAAGGGGGUGAAAACCAAGUCUGGGUGGUACUGCUACGCCAGCUAUAAGUGCGACGUUUGUGACGUACCUCUGUGUAAACAGGGCCGAGUGUGCUUCCAGGAAUACCACAGACACAUAGGGAUACCCGACUCAGAGACCAUCAACCCUAACAGUGAAACCAACAGUCCUUUCUUCUUUGAUUGUAACAAAUAGGCUUGGUGAAAUUUUGUGAAAAUGUCAAUUGUUUUUAAAGCAAUAUCAGUGGGUUUUACCUCAAAUUAUUAUGCACAGAUCAUAGAUUUGACAGGAAUAUUUUGUUAGAGAUGAAAAUGAUCAGAUUUUUCUUUACAUAAAUGUCAUUUUAUUUUUACCAUAUGCAGCUGGAUAAUAAGUACCUUUUUUAACUGUUAUCUAGACAGGAUCUUUAUCAAACCUGUGGAAUCAAAGUAAAAAAAAAUGUCUGUUUGUCUGUAAAAUUUCAAAAUGCUUUUUAUCCUUCAGUUUGAUCAUAUUUUGUAAAACCAGACAUAAUUAUAUGUUUCACAUUUUAAUUUAAGAUGACUGCUGUUGCCAUUGUAACUAUUCACAUUCUAUGAUUAAGGGCUGUGAAUCAUGAAUUAGGGAAUAUCACAGUGUUUCACAAUAUUUCAGAAAAAAAUUACAAUAUAUUAUAAUUAAGCAAGUGUUUACAUCUCCUUGGUUCUACAUAUUGUUUUUUAAAAGGAAAAUACAAGUUUUAGCUUUUUUCUUUCA
Molecule: messenger RNA, 2394 nt
Organism: Saccostrea cuccullata (small rock oyster)
Lineage: Eukaryota; Metazoa; Mollusca; Bivalvia; Ostreida; Ostreidae
Exons: 4
Coding region: 10-1854 (614 amino acids)
Molecular function (GO): protein binding
Source: RefSeq, a predicted model, not a curated record